AUGGUGGAAACAGACACGAACGGCCCGACAUGGAAGUUCACUCAGUGCUUCGGUGACAAGGGGGACGUUGAGGACAUCACAGAAGCCGAUAUCAUCUCGACAGUGGAGUUCGACCAUACGGGAAAUUAUCUAGCAACAGGCGACAAGGGUGGACGCGUAGUGCUCUUUGAACGUAACGAAACAAAGAAGACCUGCGAAUACAAGUUCCACACCGAAUUCCAGUCCCACGAGCCGGAGUUUGACUAUCUCAAAUCACUGGAAAUUGAGGAGAAGAUCAACAAGAUCAAGUGGUGCCGGCGACAGAAUGCUGCCCACUUCCUUUUGUCGACCAAUGAUAAAACCAUCAAGUUGUGGAAGGUGUUUGAGAAGUCGCUAAAGGUUGUGGCCGAAAACAACCUCUCCCAAGAUCUGACUCCCGGGGGUAUAGCUGGCGGAGGUGGCCGCCCGGUACCCAUCAAGUUUCGAAGUCCCAAUGACUUGAAGCUCCCGAGACUAACGCAUCACGACACGGUUGUGGCUGCUGUGCCUCGUCGAGUCUAUGCCAAUGCCCACGCUUACCAUAUCAACAGCAUUUCAGUGAAUAGCGAUGGCGAAACAUUCAUCAGCAGUGACGACCUGCGGAUCAACCUCUGGAACCUCAAUAUCCAAGACCAGAGCUUCAACAUAGUCGACAUCAAGCCGGCGAACAUGGAAGAGCUCACUGAGGUCAUCACGGCAGCCGAGUUCCAUCCCAUUAGCUGCAACUGGUUUAUGUAUGCUAGUUCCAAGGGAACCAUCAAGCUGGCCGAUAUGCGGCAGAGUGCCCUUUGCGAUCAGCAUGCGAAGCUCUUUGAGCAAGAAGAGGAUCCCGCGUCCCGAUCCUUCUUUUCUGAGAUUAUUUCGUCCAUUUCCGAUGUCCGCUUUUCAUACGACGGAAGAUAUAUUCUCUCCCGCGACUAUUUGACGGUAAAGAUUUGGGAUAUCAAUAUGGAGAGGCAGCCCAUCAAGACUAUCCCGAUCCACGAACAUCUCAGACCGCGACUGUGCGAUACGUACGAGAACGACAGCAUCUUUGACAAGUUCGAGGUGGUGUUCUCGGGCGAUGGAAAGAAUGUUAUGACGGGUAGUUAUAACAACAAUUUCAUGAUCUACCCGUCAGACCCUGACAAGGAGGUGGAAAUUGUGUUGCAAGCAGACAAGUCUGCCUUUAAGGCCAAGAAGGUGGGCGUUCCUCAGCCCAUUGGCUCGUCAACAAGCCCAACAGCAAAUGGCAAGAAGGGCGGCUCGCGGGCGGGUAGCCCGGCAGCACCAGGCCUGGGCCAGCGGAUGCGUAAGGAGACAGACGCCGACCAGAUCGAUUUCAACAAGAAGAUCUUGCACAUGAGCUGGCAUCCCUUUGAAGACAGCAUCGCCAUCGCUGCAACGAACAACCUCUUUGUCUUCUCCGCUUUGUAG
Thermochaetoides thermophila DSM 1495 is the source of this 1434-nucleotide messenger RNA. RefSeq lists its product as uncharacterized. Gene Ontology annotation, cellular component: cytosol; protein phosphatase type 2A complex. The record is from RefSeq and is a predicted model, not a curated record. Gene Ontology annotation, molecular function: protein binding; protein phosphatase regulator activity. The coding region runs from base 1 to 1434 and encodes 477 amino acids. NCBI's taxonomy places the organism in Eukaryota, Fungi, Ascomycota, Sordariomycetes, Sordariales, Chaetomiaceae. Gene Ontology annotation, biological process: peptidyl-serine dephosphorylation. The transcript is spliced from 6 exons.